AGAGGUAGAGUUCUUAUUCACAAUUCAUAACACAAAUCAAUUCUUCUCUAGUCUAAGUAUGGGACAUGUAUAUUCAAUGAUUUUUGCUAUAGUUUUCUGCCUUGUAGCCACCAGUGUGGUGGCUGAUUAUAAGCCUUACCAUCAUGCUUCUCCACCACCACCCUACCAUCCUAAACAUUACAAACCUUCUCCAUAUUAUAAAAGCUCUCCGCCCCCACCAAUGCAUGCGAAACACCCGUCAUACUACUAUAAAUCGCCACCCCCGCCAAAAUAUAUGAAACAUCCGCAAUACUACCACAAGUCGCCACCUCCUCCAAAAUAUGUGAAACAUCCGCCAUACUAUUACAAGUCGCCACCUCCGCCAAAACAUAUGAAACAUCUGUCAUACUACUACAAAUCGCCACCUCCACCAAAAUAUAUGAAGCACCCUCCAUAUUAUUAUAAGUCGCCGCCUCCGCCAAAAUAUGUGAAGCCUCCAGUGUAUAAAUAUAAAUCUCCACCUCCACUAAAACCAUACUACUAUAAGUCACCUCCUCCUCCAAAAAGGUCUCCACCUCCUCCUUACUACUACUCAUCGCCGCCGCCUCCGAAGAAGUCUCCGUCUCCUCCAUACUACUACUCAUCGCCGCCUCCUCCAAAGAAGUCUCCGCCUCCUCCAUACUACUACUCGUCGCCGCCGCCUCCGAAAAAGUCUCCGCCUCCACCAUACUACUACUCGUCGCCGCCUCCUCCGAAAAAGUCUCCGCCUCCACCAUACUACUACUCGUCGCCGCCUCCUCCGAAAAAGUCUCCGCCUCCACCAUACUACUACUCGUCGCCGCCUCCUCCGAAGAAGUCUCCGCCUCCACCAUACUACUACUCGUCGCCGCCUCCUCCGAAGAAGUCUCCGCCUCCACCAUACUACUACUCGUCGCCGCCUCCUCCAAAGAAAUCUCCGCCUCCACCAUACUACUACUCGUCGCCGCCUCCUCCAAAGAAGUCUCCGCCUCCACCAUACUAUUACUCGUCCCCGCCGCCUCCAAAGAAGUCUCCGCCUCCUCCAUACUACUACUCAUCGCCGCCGCCUCCAGUGAAGUCCCCUCCUCCUCCAUACUACUACUCAUCGUCGCCGCCUCCAGUGAAGUCCCCUCCUCCUCCAUACUACUACUCAUCGCCGCCGCCUCCAAUGAAAUCUCCACCUCCCCCUUAUUAUUAUAAUUCUCCACCUCCACCAUCACCAUCACCUCCUCCUCCUUAUUAUUAUCAACCUCCCCCACUCCCAACUUACUCUCCUCCUCCUUCACACUACUAAAUAUAUUUACCACCUUCAAAUUACUACUGUUAAGCUUAUUGUGGAAUGAAUUUAAGAUGUCAAGAUAAGAACAUUGUGUUCUAAUUGUUAUAUUGUUGUUUAUUAAAGAGAUUUCAUAUUAUUUUUAUGUGUAAUAAAAAAGUCUUCAUGUAUAAUAAGGAUCUAGAUCAAGAUUCAAAGUGAAUUAUUUUCUAUAAUGUAAUGUUUAUUUAACCAUUUUUUUGCAAAA
This is a messenger RNA of Mercurialis annua (annual mercury), 1520 nucleotides long. RefSeq names its product extensin-2-like. Gene Ontology annotation, biological process: plant-type cell wall organization. Bases 59 to 1291 code for a protein of 410 amino acids. Lineage: Eukaryota; Viridiplantae; Streptophyta; Magnoliopsida; Malpighiales; Euphorbiaceae. The transcript has a single exon. Gene Ontology annotation, molecular function: structural constituent of cell wall. The record is from RefSeq and is a predicted model, not a curated record.